UGUUGGUGUUGUGGCGGAGGAGACCGUGUGCUCCACGGUCUGAUCUGGUCCAGCUAACAUUAGCUGACUGACCUGCUUGGCUCCAGAAGCUGAAGUGGAUUUCACGGAUGACAGUGUUUUAUGUUUAAGCCUGAUAACGCCAAGACGAAAAGCUGGAUGGUAACCAGGAAGACGUAACUGGAACGGGAAGCCGUCAAUGCCAAGAAAGAGGCUUAUUUUCGCCGGACCUGUUGAUUGAUGUCAGCACCUUUCUCCUUCGGGGCACAGAUCCAUGGCAAAGUGGCUGAAGGACUACCUAAAUUUUGGCACUAGGCGUGAGCCUCCGCAGCCUCCGAGGCCAGAUUACAGUGAGAGUGAGAUUUUGAGGGCGUACAGAGCUCAGAAGGAGCUAGAUUUUGAGGACCCCUACCAACACACUGAAAAGGAGCAUCAGAAUGGCUGUUUCAGCCCCUGUAGUGCCACAGUGAGCCUUCCCUCUUUCCCCGCAUUUGGUUCAGUGCUGCCGAAUGGUGUGGAGGUUAAAGUGGUGUCUCCCAAGCACAGACUAAUUAAAGUGGACUCUCAGGAGUUUGGCCGCUGUAAAGUCCCCCUGAGUCCUGUGACUGUUGAAGAGGAACCUGUGGUUCCAUCUGCCCCAGCAGCGAACGACGCUGACACGGAUUACUCUGAUCCAUUUGAUGUGCGGCCAGACCCAAGAGGCAGACCAAACUGGGAGCCCAAAUCCGCACCAACAGACUGCUGCAGCUACAUGGAGCCAUUUGAGGCUCAACGGAUCAUCUCAGAACUGCAGCACAGCGUGAUGGCUAACAGGUCUGGGAGCGGAGAUGGCGGCCAGUUAUAUGAUAACCCGUACGAGGAGAGGACACGUCACUACCACCGAGCUGCUCCACCAGUACAACUACAAACUCAGAGGGUUGUGGGCGGACUUACCCAGAUAGACAGCAGGGAGAGCAGGCUGCCACAGGAUGAUGAGAGGCCGGCGGAUGAAUACGACCAGCCCUGGGAAUGGAAGAAGGACAACAUCUCUAAAGCUCUAGCAGUUCAGUUUGAAGGUGCAGAAAGGGAGCGCUCCAGAGCUCAGACAGAGCAGACCAAACUCACCAAGAUGGGAACUACAUCUACAACAACUGAAUCAACUACACUCCAUCUGGUUGGUGACACCCCUCCUCUCCUGGGAGAGAGAGUGGACCCAUCUCUGCCACUGGAGAGACAAGUGUGGUACCAUGGAACCCUGAGCCGCUCGGAGGCAGAGACUCUGCUGACUCUGUGCAAGGAGAGCUCCUACCUGGUGAGGAACAGCCAGACCUGCCGGAACGACUACUCGCUCUCACUCAGGAGUUGUAAGGGCUUCAUGCAUAUGAAGUUCACUCAGUCUGCAGAGGGGCGAUACGUGCUCGGAGAAAACAGCCCUCCCUUCUCCACCAUCCCCGAGGUCAUCCACUACUACACUACACACAAGCUGCCAAUCAGAGGAGCUGAGCAUAUGUCCCUACUGUAUCCUGUCAUAGUGCAGACCCUCUGACACUGACACACUCGCAUACUCUUUCUCUUGGUGCUACUGAAUAUGAUAUAUACUCGAUAUAUACCUACGUCUGCCCCUUUCCUACAUGCCUUCUCACUACCAUUCUACCUGCACUGUUCUCAAGAGAUUGGACUGUUUGGUGCCAUCUUGUAUAUCAUAACCCCAGUAACGACACUGGCAGCUUACGAAGAGAGCUCAGUGGCUCAAGAACCUCCACCUGUGAACUGGUAUUGUCACUGAAAUCCCUGUAUUUUAAAUACCACGGACUCCUGAAAAUCAGUGAUCAUUCAUAUUAAGAUUGGUAGCUGAGUACUUUUAGGUAAAAGAUGAAAAGACAAACUCUCGUCUUGAGAUGUUAGAAUCUACAGUUUAUUGCAUGGAGAUUUGUCUCUUUUUACUGUAUUACAGAGAGAGACUGUCCUGCCAGGUCACUUAAAGGAUAAUAGUGGUGUUUUUCUUUUGGUUUAUGCCAAGGUUGGCUUUUCAGCCAAGGCAGCAGUUAUUUUCAUGCGGUUUUUAUCUUUUAAAAGAAGGACAAAAAUCUAACAAAUAUUGUGGAUCUGUGGAUAUUGGCUGUGUGGAUUUAAACUAGUUGACUAUCCCUUAAGUGUUAGUUAAACUAUCAACCAAACACUACAUAUUUGACGCUGGCUGUCUGUUGGCACUGGGUUUCUCUAUGUUUCAGAGGCGUGUGAUUGUCAUAUGAUGCUGUAGCUGCGUGCCCUGCAGUGUUCACCUCAGUUCAUGUUAUGUGUGAACAACACAAAGUGACAAUAUAAGGUCAGACGGACAUGAUUUGUCAAGUUCACAAAGUAACAGACUCCUGCAAAACUAGUUUAGACAAUAAUUGUAUUGAAAGCGUGUGGCGUUUGUGAUCAUGACUAUUAAAGAAGCUUUGUUAGAUUAUUUACUGUGCUGUUUUUAUAAGAUUUUAAAUGUCUUGAAAAUAAAGGUGUCAUCUGUUUUC
Micropterus salmoides (largemouth bass) is the source of this 2489-nucleotide messenger RNA. It is a transcript of the gene shda, whose product is annotated as Src homology 2 domain containing transforming protein D, a. The coding region runs from base 272 to 1522 and encodes 416 amino acids. The transcript has 9 exons. Lineage: Eukaryota; Metazoa; Chordata; Actinopteri; Centrarchiformes; Centrarchidae. Gene Ontology annotation, molecular function: phosphotyrosine residue binding. The record is from RefSeq and is a predicted model, not a curated record.